UUGCAACUGGACUGUGACCUCUGCGCCAUAGUGUCAAACUCAGGUCAGAUGGUUGGCCAGAAGGUGGGGAAUGAGAUAGAUCAGUCAUCCUGCAUUUGGAGAAUGAACAAUGCCCCAACCAAGGGCUAUGAAGAAGAUGUUGGCCGCAUGACAAUGAUUCGAGUUGUGUCCCAUACCAGUGUUCCUCUUUUGCUAAAAAACCCUGAUUAUUUCUUCAAGGAAGCAAACACUACUAUCUACGUUAUUUGGGGUCCUUUCCGCAAUAUGAGGAAAGACGGCAAUGGCAUUGUUUACAACAUGUUGAAAAAGACUGUUGACAUCUACCCGACUGCCCAAAUUUAUGUGACCACAGAGAAGCGCAUGAGUUACUGUGAUGGCAUUUUUAAGAAGGAAACUGGGAAAGACAGGUGA
This is a messenger RNA of Hyaena hyaena (striped hyena), 411 nucleotides long. RefSeq names its product ST6 N-acetylgalactosaminide alpha-2,6-sialyltransferase 3 (gene ST6GALNAC3). The coding region runs from base 49 to 411 and encodes 120 amino acids. Gene Ontology annotation, molecular function: alpha-N-acetylgalactosaminide alpha-2,6-sialyltransferase activity. The transcript has a single exon. Lineage: Eukaryota; Metazoa; Chordata; Mammalia; Carnivora; Hyaenidae. Gene Ontology annotation, biological process: ganglioside biosynthetic process; oligosaccharide metabolic process. The record is from RefSeq and is a predicted model, not a curated record.